AUGUCUCUACCAGCUCCAGCUCCUUCCCUUAUCCCACUGGCACCGAUAUCCAAUCCAUGUCCACUUGUUUCGAAUACGACGCCGAACAAUCAAGCUGAUCCGUCACCCUCCUCGAAAUCCUCAAGUCGGUCGAUCACCCCUCCCAUACCUGGAGCUUUUACUCGUGAGCCUGUACCUGUGCCUGUAUCGAGCACACAGGUCAGUCCACAGAGACCAUCAAGCCAGCGAUCCUCCAGAUCAAGUCGUACUUCUCAUACACCGUCUCCGCCUCUCAUCAGCUCACAGCCCACGCCUAUACUACCCAUGGAUCCGAAGCAGCCAAUCUCGUCACAAGAUCUUUUCGGUACAAAGACUAAGGAGAAAAAGCAAGGAUGGUGUAGAUUAAAAUGGGAAAGGUGUAAAGAUAGAUGCUCAGAGUGCUGUUCCAAUUGUCAAUGCGAGGUUUCUUUCGGGGUCGGGAUGGAUUUCUAG
Kwoniella botswanensis is the source of this 471-nucleotide messenger RNA. RefSeq lists its product as uncharacterized. Lineage: Eukaryota; Fungi; Basidiomycota; Tremellomycetes; Tremellales; Cryptococcaceae. The record is from RefSeq and is a predicted model, not a curated record. Bases 1 to 471 code for a protein of 156 amino acids. The transcript has 3 exons.